AUAUAUGUCAGUGCACGGGGCCAGCACUUCUGCAGUGUAACCGUACAGUUACCAUGUAUACAGUGUCCUGCUGGUGGGAGGGCAGGGUGACAUGUUACACACACACACACAGAGAAGGAUUCUAUUUUAUUGUCUUAAGAAGAAAAUGCUUCUGUUUAGAUAUCUCUGUCAUGAUAUUAUAAUAAAGAUUAAUUUUCCUUCAAAUUAAAGUGCAGGUCACGUCGGUGGUGCUCUUUAGGUGGUCAUUGUUUUAAACAACAUUUCACUUGUGGUCCAUGUGGGGCAGAUGCAGGCCUUUAGUGGUCCACACCUGGUCUUGAGGUAGCCAGAAUGUGGGCCACAUGUUGGGCCUAAAUUAAACCACAGCAGUGAGCUUCUGCUGGACAAACUGAAACUUCCUGUUUUCAGAUCCUGGUUCUUUGUUGUCUUUGUGCUUUGUUUCGAAAGUGACUGGUAAAACAGUUAAAUACGCUUCCACUAGGUGGUAGCAGAUGGUUCUUUUCUUUUUUUAAAGAAGAUUUUCAUGUAUCUUUCUUCAAUGUCUUCUAAUAUUCAGCCCUGUUGGCUGGUGUUCAACUAAACAGGCCCAGGUUUCACACUGAGGUAAACUGUAAUAUUCUGAUCCAUAUACAUUUGGUGGUGCACUGUGGGAUUCUUUCUAGUGUAAAAUAUGUGGUCGUGGUGUGAAGAGGUUAGUAAGAACUCUGUUAAAGGACAUUCCUGUGUUUUCCAUAAUAACGACUGGUGUAAAGUUUUUAUGAUUUUCCUGUAAAUCAGUUCUGAAACAACAACAAAAAAAAUACAAAGACAUAAAAAGCAGAGCUUAAAUGUAACAAAUAUAGUGUUAGGCUAUAAUAUAAAACAGCUCACUGUCUUACUGGUAACCCAGACAACUAUGUUUUAUCCUCCUACUCGUUUCUCUCUCUCUCUCUCUCUCUCUCCCUCCCCCCCCCCAUCUCUCUCUCUCUCUCUCUUUCUUUCUCACCCUGGUCUCUGUCUUCUUCAUUCACACUCUAUUUCUAUUCUGUCCUCCCUAAACUACUCCUCCCAUGGUUCCUGGGGUGUAAAGUGAGUCCAGCUACGGGUGCCUGUGUGGUUUUGAUACUCAGGCACGUUGGAGAGGCGCAGCAGAGACUGGGGCGCACCAGAGACAGAGCUGGAAUCGCAGAGACACGGACGCACGGGCGCCCGCAUACAGGGGAGUCCCGCUCCUGUGACCAGAACGAGAGGACGGGGCUGGAGCGCAGUCAUGUCAGCGCCUCAGCCGGCCAGGAGAUCGUGAACCAACGUCACUGACUGCAGUUUUUGCGAAAAUCCCCACCGUUGACUGAUUUGCUGUCACAUCUUUUGUGGGUGCAGAUAUUGACGUGAGCCAGAGGAAAAGGAGGACGUUCACUGGAGACGCUGAUGUCGGAGGACUGGCUCAGAUGAAGGGGAAAUGCUGGCAGCUGACGGCUGCAGCCGUCCACACUGCGGCUCCGUGACCUGGGAGAGGAGAGGAGCGAAGACCCGCCGCUGCUGCAGCCGCCGCCGCCGCCGCUGCUGCCGCCGACAGCCGCGCCAGUCAGCACUGACACCGCAUCAGCUCCAGCUGCCAGCAGCGCCAACCUCCACUCUCUCUGUGCUCCUGGCAACCAUGGGCAAACGGGAGCAGAGGGGAGAGGCAGAAGUAUGUGAGUUCUCCACUGCAGUAUUGAUGACCCAAUGAUCCCCUGCACAACAGAGCCAGUCAGGCAGACAGAGUGAGGCUCAACUCAGAAUCAGAAUCAGAAUCAGAAUCAGCGCCACGACCAGUGGAAAAAAACAAACCACCACUCGGGGUAUGAAUGGUUCUUAAAUCUACUCGGUAGCCUUUAGUGGAAGACGGCUACAAAUCACCCCUCCAUCUUCUCGUCUACCAACAAAACCGCACACUGAAUGAGUGGCCUGUCCGAUCACCUCUUUCCCGGCCAAUCAGGGGCUCCGUUGGGCUGUGGUGGGAACCAGGUGGAGGAGAAAAGCUGCGUGGGGAUACUCGAGGAGCUGGAAGGCUCUGAGCUUUGGACCAGGGAACUAGAUUUCCAGGCGGACUCCCAGGAUCCCUCUAGCGAUGGACUGGUUCAGGUGACAUCCGACCACUUUGCCAACCCGUCUCCUGCUGCGCUGGCCAACGGACUCCGCCUGCAGAGAAGGCUGGGCUACAGCUCCUGCCGACGGAGGCAGACUCAAGUCCACUCUUCCGCCGAGACGCACUCCUUCGCAGAGACUCUGAGAAAUAUGCAAACACGCAUAGACCCAGAUAUUCAAGGACCUGCCGUGUCACACGCACAGGUGGAUAAUGGUGCACACAUGGAUAUCAACUCACACACAGUGUCUGUAGGGUCUGAACACCUCAGAGCUCUCACUCCAGAGGCCAUGCACACGCCCUCACCUAAACCCUUGUCUUUGGUACUUGGUAAUCACCCCGUCUCCACCAAUCAGCAGGCAGCUGCAGUCCUGGCAGAGGAGAAAGACUUCUCCUCAACCUUUUGUCCAGUCCCAAUUGGCCCAGACCCGACUCUGACCUCCUCGUCUCACCCCGUGGAGGCAGAGAAAAAGUAUGCACUCCGCAGCUCCGGACGUCCCCGCUUUCCCUGCAACCUGCGCAAAUCCUCUCGACUUCGCCGAAGUUUAGAGGACGUGGAAAAGACGGCGGUGAAGGAGAAGGAACUGGAGGAGCAGAACAAAGUGCUGGAAGAGGCGAUCUGGAAGAUUAAAGAAGAGGAGGCAGCGAUCUUUGAGAAAGAUGAACACCCGCCUGUGAAUGCUGUUCUCCCCCCGGCUCCGUGCCCUACAGAUGUAGCGCCGACUCUACCUGUUCAACCCAGACCUGCUCCCAAAGCUUUUAAACCUGGGCCCAGACUCGGACACAGGCCUGGGCCUAAAUCUAGGUGUAAGCCUGCACCGAAGUACGUCCAUAAAGCAGCUCCGAAAAGUAUCCUGAGACAGCGCCAGGCGGCACUGGCUCGGUGUGUGGCCCAAGGUCUGUCGUCGAUGGACGCCUCAAACAUUCCUGCGUCUCUGUUAGCUGUGAAGGAGGAACCUGAUUUGGGACUGUACCCUCCCCACAACCAGACAACGAGACAUAAACGUUAUGUUGGUGUGAGGAAGAUUGUUGUUAAAGUUGCGCGUAUCCCUGUCAGCCUGAGUCGCAGACAGAAGAGCUACAAGAUCUCUAAUUUGGAGACAGUGGCGGGAACAGAGAAGAGCACUGACGGCAGCAUGGAAGGCCCAGAGAUAGCCCGGGAGCCAACUGCACUUCUCCGCAUGAAGAACAACGGGAAGGGCGUUAUGGUGAUGUUCCCUCCUGGAGAACUGCCUGUUAUUCUGAAACGCAGACGAGGGCGACCACCUAAACAGCCGGUGCCAGGGAUACCAGGAGAGCCUCCAGCUGCUGCUAACACCGGUGGUAACGGAGAGCAGCCCAAAAAACCCCGGCGACGGCGUCGAACUAAACUCCCCUGUCCUUUCCCAUCGUACGUAAAUGACACUAACGACGUGAAAACAGAAUAUGCCGACGUCCUGUCCAAGCUGGCCUUCUUGAACCGACAGCCUCCUGCCACUGGCCGCUGCUCUCCACCUCGAUGCUGGACGCCCAGUGAGCCGGAAAGUUUUCAAGCCUCCUUGGAAAACCCCGGCAUAUCCACCCUACUCCACAGGCUCGGGGGCAGCGAGCACAGUAAGAGCACCUUCAGUGACUUCUUUGAAUCUAUCGGCAAGAAGCGGAAACUGAGCCCGCUCACCGAACACGGACAGCCACGGAAAAGGGGUAAGGGGGUGGGUGGGGUAGGGAGGGGUGGCGGUGUUGCAGGAACGGAGCCAGGGGGGGAGAAAAUAGUCAGGAAGAGACGGAUGAGGAAAAAUGGGGCAUUUAAAGAGGAGGGCUUUUCGAUGGGCCCAGACUGGCCUAAUGGGGCAGGAGGCUGGGAGGAGGGCUGCAUGGAGAAGGAAAAGGGUCUGGGUGGGUUUCAGCUCUGCGGCUCUGUGAGGGGAGGCUUUUCCUCCUGUGAACUCAGCAGGGGAGGCACCUACAGCAGUCCAGGGGGAGGGAGAGGGGGAGGGCCAGCAGGGGAGGACUCCCAGGGCCUUUUCCCUGGAUAUUUCCGGUCCCUGCUGGACUCCGACGACUCCUCAGAUCUGUUGGACAUCUCGCAGACAGACUCCCGCAAACUGUCCUCCACCCCUGGUUAUGAGCCAUCCAGCCCAGCCUCUGGCCCCAGCUGGACUCCUGGGUUCUCCAAGUGGUGCUCCAAAGGAGCCAGCACUGCAGGGGAGAGUUCAGGUCAAACACAUAGCUCCUCAUCCAAGCCUCCGUACAGCUACGGCCUGGCCCAAACAUCACCCACCACCUCCACCUACCCCAAAUCCACCCCUUCGUCUCUGUCGCACUCCCCUGGCUCACCUCACCCUGCCUCCUACGGGCAGUUCUCCUCUGGCUACUCCUCCUCCUCUUCUCCUGCGGCCUCACAGAGAUCCUCAGACUGCAGCUUUGCCUUUGGGCCCGGACACAGCGGAGGAAAAGGCGCUCCUGCUGGACACAUGGGUUACUCUGGUUACCAGGCAGCAGCCAAGAGAGGGUUUGGAUUUCCUCACUCCUUAAUGGUUCGUGGAGAGACAGCAGGGCCGUCAUCACCUGGAGGAGGAUACAUGUCCAUGAACAGAGGGAGUCCAUUCAGCUCCGCCUCCUCUCCAGACGGAUUCAAACCGUAUGGUUCCAGCCAGUGGAGCUACAGACAAGGUUACGGUGGCUGGCCGUCAGAGGGCUUUGGUUCCCAGUAUCACGGCUACAGUGAGUACGGCUCCAACGAGUCCAAAGACAUCCUGGAUAUUUCUAACUACACUCCACAGAAGGCUAAGAGACAGACCUUCCCUGAGAGUCUGUCGGAGUCGUCCUCGGACUCUUCGCACCUGGGCCCUGUCGCCACCACUAAUGGUCCCGUCUCCGCCGGUGGCCCGUUCAAACUCAGCGAGCAUGCUCCUGGGAGCGGAGAUGGGGGUCAGUCCAGUCUGUCUAGCCUGGAGAAGCUGAUGAUGGACUGGCAUGAGAGCGCAUCGGGCCCCUCGUACAACUGGAGCCAGAAUGUUCUCUUUCAGGGCGGAGGAACCGGCAAACCCGGCCGCGGACGCAGGAAACGAACUGAACCGCAGACAGAAAAGGAGGGGGUCUCUGCUUUACACUCUGACUCACAGUCCAGUCCUUCGCCGACGCCUGCACCCGGACCUAAGCGCGGAGGAGGCGGUGGACGGGGCAGGGGGUCCAGAGGAGGCAGAGGGGGGCUGUCUUCGUGUCAGAGGGACAGACCCUCGGGUCGAGGCAGGGCUAAGGCUGUUCCUAGUUCUGCCGCAGCAGGAGUCAUGUCUGCUCCGGAAAAUUCUGGACUGUUCCAGGAGGUGCUGGACUAUUACAGUGGUGACAGUAGCAGCCUCUCCCCCUUGGCCACGCCCACUCCUGCACCAGCUUCCAGUUUCCUCCAGGACCCCUGUGAAUACCCCUCCCCUUAUUCUGCCCAUCCUUCUACACCUUCGUCUGAAGAGCGAUAUCCAGCCUUGUUCCCUGGAGAGUCCUCCUCCUCCCUGUCACCGAGUGUCUCCUCUCCUCCUUAUCCUCCCAAACCCACGCCUCCUCCACCAUCUCAGUCCUACCACCCGGUCCCGUCCAGAACCUUCUCUCCCUCUUGUUCUCCGUCACCCCGGGUAACGCCACACUGCAGCACCGCAAUGAGUCCCCCGCACCGCCCUCCUCCGAAGGACCCACAGUUCCCCCAGUACGACUCGCCCAGCUACUGCAGCUCCCCCUACUGGUAUGGACAGACAUCACACAGUGGCAGCCCCAGUCCCCAAACGCACGGCGCACACUCAAACACGCACAGCAGCCAACACACGAGCCCGCACGGAAACCCAAUCGCAAGUCCAAACGCCAACACACACUCACAGCUCGUCCAGAAUCCUCACGAAACUCACCAUCACAACACACAACCUCACACCAACCUGAGCUCGCACACCAACACCCAUUCCAACUCCCAUCUCCAGAGCAACUCUCUCACCCACUCCAGCCCUCCCCCUAAGGGUCAGUCCCACCAUAACACGCUCGCCAACGCCAGCGCUCACCUCACACACUCCAACCCCAGCCCCGGCCUCCUCUCCCACUCCACACCCAUGCUUUAUGAGGAGCUGAGCCCUCCCUCCGCCAUCUUCUCCCACAAGCGGGAUCUGACCCCCCACCUUAUGAGCACAGGUCAUCGCCAAGUCCCCCUGCCUCACCCCUCGUAUCCCAAACCUUCUCUGGACCUCACGCCUCAUCAGGAGGACGCUGGUGGCUUCUCCCUCUCCCACCAGUCCUUCCAGGGCAUGGGACAGCAUUACCCGUCCCAGGUGGCUCAGGGGGGAGGUGGGGUGUUGUGCCAGCUCCUGGACCCAGCCAAUGAUGACAGCUUCAGUGUCACCAGCCUGUAACAGCAGGUCCAUUGAGUCCAAGCUUUUACAGAUUUGCAAGCUUUUUUUUUUUUUUUUCACGUUUUUUUGACUUCUUUUAAGUGACUGUGAAAUGAAGGGUGAGAAUUUAGCCUCCAGCUUUGGACAGUAGAGCUUUAAUUCUCCAGCAAUGACAAUCAGAAUCAGCCACAACUUUAAAGACAAACCCCCCCCCACACACACACACAUAUAC
Molecule: messenger RNA, 6682 nt
Organism: Cynoglossus semilaevis (tongue sole)
Lineage: Eukaryota; Metazoa; Chordata; Actinopteri; Pleuronectiformes; Cynoglossidae
Gene: ahdc1
Product: AT hook, DNA binding motif, containing 1
Exons: 6
Coding region: 1918-6471 (1517 amino acids)
Source: RefSeq, a predicted model, not a curated record